AUAACGCACGAUGCUGUGGUAUUUUCAUUUGCCUGAUUUAGAUCUCUUCUCUUGCCUCAUCAUCCAUAUUUUACUGUUCGCUGUUUUUUUUUUUCGCCCCUUGCUUCUUUUUAAUCUCCUUUAUUCUCUCCUUGUUUUGUGUUAGCGGUAUCCGCCAUUGUAAUUGUAAUUGUAAUUGUAAUUAUUUUAAUGCGUCGUCUUGUUUUCCUGUCUUCCUCUGCUCGCUUGUUCCUCCUUAGAUUAUUUAGCUAUAAAUCGCAUAACUUACAUUGCAACAUACUUUCUGAGUUUUCUCGAUACUUUUUUCUUUUUAUCUCUCGAGGUACGGCUUCUGACCUUAAAUCACCUGAACGAAUUAAGCAUAGCCACGCUAUUUGCUAGUUUUCUUUCCCAGAGAUUCGAGGGCUUUCGACUUCGAUCUCCCGGUGGCCAAUUAUUGAUCAGUCCGGUCGAUUAUUUUGGAUUUAGUGGGCGUUGCAUAGUGGUUAAAUUUUGGGGAUUGCAUUUAGAGGGUGGGAUUUGGUCCACUGCAUGUGUGAGUCUUAAGGGGUCCUCUGCACUGCUGUGGAGGAUCCCGUGGGAAAGACUUUCCGUGAAUCAUUCUAUUUGUUGAGAUUUCUGGCUUUUAGCGGGUGUACAAGUUGGAAAGUCGCUCUAAAUUGUGGGUGUUUUUUGCGUAUUAAAUUCUGGGAAAUGUUUGCUUCAGUAGCGGAUUCAGGACGUGAAAGUAGUGGAGCGUCAGGAUCCAAUUUGAUUCCAAAGCGGUUCGUCUGGCCUUACGGGGGAAGAAGGGUGUUUCUUAGCGGCUCUUUCACAAGGUGGUCUGAACAUCUACCCAUGUCUCCUAUGGAGGGAUGUCCUACUGCAUUUCAAGUUAUUUGCAGCUUAAUGCCGGGAUAUCAUCAGUACAAAUUUAAUGUGGAUGGCGAGUGGCAGCAUGAUGAGCAUCAACCAUUUGUAAGUGGGAGCUAUGGAGUAGUGAAUACUAUUUUUUUGACUAGAGGACCAGAUGCUUUGCCUUCCAUCUUUGCUCCUGGGAUACCCGGCAGAGCCCGCAUGGAGGUUGAUAAUGAUGUCUUUGGGCUUAUGGAAACUAAUUCAAGGAUGUCAGAGUCUGAUCUGGAGGUCUCACGCCACCGUAUAGCUGUAUUCUUGUCUACAUAUACUGCUUAUGAGUUGCUUCCUGAGUCAGGCAAGGUCAUCGCCUUUGAUAUCAACUUACCAGUUAAGCAAGCAUUCCAUGUUCUUUAUGAACAGGGCAUACCCAUGGCUCCUUUAUGGGAUUUUCACAAGGCCCAGUUUGUUGGAGUGCUUAGUGCUAUGGAUUUCAUUCUAAUAUUGAAAGAGCUGGGCAAUCGGGGGUCAACUUUGACUGAAGAACAACUUGAGACUCAUACUAUAGCAGCAUGGAAAGAGGUAAAGUCACAACAACGCAGGACAAUGGACAAUGGGAGAUCGUAUCCUCAGCACUUUGUUCAUACUGGGCCUCAUGAGUGUCUGAAAGAUGUGGCUUUGAAAAUUUUACAAAACAAUGUGGCAGCGGUUCCUAUUAUUCACUCUACUUCACAGGAUGGUUCAUUUCCUCAGCUGCUACAUCUUGCUUCCUUAUCAGAUAUACUAAAAUGUAUUUGCAGGCACUUUAAGCAUUCCUCUAGUUCCUUGCCCAUUCUUCAUCUACCAAUUGGUUCAAUACCUUUGGGUACGUGGGUGCCAAGAGUUGGGGAACCAAAUAGACAGCCGCUUGCAAUGCUUAGGCCGAAUGCAUCUCUAGCUGCCGCCCUGUCUCUGUUAAUUCAAGCUUUAGGUCUUUUAUGUGAAAUUACUUCACGUUUGCAGCUGAAGUUAGUUCAAUACCGAUUGUGGAUGAUAAUGAUUCGUUGCUUGACAUAUAUUCAAGGAGUGAUAUUACUGCAUUGGCUAAAGAUAGAGCUUAUGCGCGGAUAUCCAUCGAUGAAAUUAGUGUGCAUCAGGCAUUGCUUUCGGGACAAAAUGCAAAUUCACCUUGUGGCUUUUACAAUGGUCAGAGGUGUCAUAUGUGUUUAAGAUCUGAUCCAUUGCAUAAAGUGAUGGAGCGGUUGGCUAAUCCUGGGGUUAGAAGACUUGUGAUUGUGGAGCCAGGCAGCAAGCGUGUGGAGGGGAUUAUUUCCUUGAGGGAUGUGUUCAGAUUCUUGUUGGGAUAGUUUGGUGGAUAUAUGGGCUGCCAUACACGGAGAGGGAAAGUCCACUGGAGGACUUGUUUGUUGUUUUAUUUAUGGAGUUAUCUCUGAGCUUUGCCCUGGCCUUCCUGAUCUCCUUGGUUGGACGGGCAUCUCGGCCGCGGCCCACUCAUUUUCAGUAGAGUUUGAAGAGAGAGUGAGUUCCCUAAAAGCAGGUUUCGUUUUUCUCCUUUGAACAUAACACAUCUUAACCGAAACAAUAUCUCCUUUGUGCUGGCACAUCUACAAUACCUGUGUCCUGUGCUAACAUGAUCGAGGAGAAAAGGAAAAACAAAAAACAAAAAUAAAUGAAGUAGUAGGUGAAAGAUUAAGCUGUCUACGCCACCUCAUGUCAUUCGUUCGUUGUAGGAAGUUCAUGAUGACUUGUUUGUAUUGUUUUUCCUUGCACAGAUACAGCAUUUAUCUUGACGCAUGCCUUGCAAACUUGGAAGUUAGUCACAGAACGAAUAAUCUUUUCCUUUUUCUUGUAAAUUAAAUCGAAAAUUGUGUAUGGCCAAGGGAAAAAAGGGCGGUGUCUUUGCUGCUGUUGGCAAGUAUCCAAGUUAAUGAAACCAGCAGCUAGCUCUCUUGAAACCUUAACGUUUACAUUUGGAGUGUUCGAUAGCAAAUGGGUAUAAUUGCAGCAGGUUUGAUUUUUAUGAUCCAUAAUUACUAAAAUUAAUAAGUGCAUUUUAUGUUUAUGCAUGUUUGUAAUGGAUGAAGUAUAUAGAGUUAUGUACUUUUUAUUAAUUGAAAAAUUCACAUAUUUAUGCUA
Molecule: messenger RNA, 2970 nt
Organism: Prosopis cineraria
Lineage: Eukaryota; Viridiplantae; Streptophyta; Magnoliopsida; Fabales; Fabaceae
Product: sucrose nonfermenting 4-like protein
Exons: 14
Coding region: 694-2043 (449 amino acids)
Source: RefSeq, a predicted model, not a curated record